This is a messenger RNA of Iphiclides podalirius (scarce swallowtail), 201 nucleotides long. Lineage: Eukaryota; Metazoa; Arthropoda; Insecta; Lepidoptera; Papilionidae. The record is from the annotation of a GenBank genome assembly.
AUGACAAUAAUCGGCGUCUGGGACAUGAGAAUCGGCCCGGAACGCGGGUGUACCAAAUGCGUAGUUCGGGUCAUUUCCGGACGGGACCCCUGGUGCGUUGUGGGCACUUCUGACCCCGUUCCGACCGGGUCGAGGGCGCUCCGGUCUGUUGGCCCGGAGUUCGUAAGUUCGUGGCGCAUGCCGUUGCUGCCGUACCGCGCC